AUGUCCACUCCGAGCAGAUUCAAAAAGGACAAAGAGAUCAUCGCCGAGUAUGAAAGUCAAGUCAAAGAAAUUCGAGCUCAACUGGUAGAACAACAGAAAUGCCUGGAGCAGCAGACAGAGAUGAGAGUUCAGCUUCUGCAGGACCUGCAAGAUUUCUUCCGGAAAAAAGCUGAAAUUGAGACUGAUUAUUCUCGGAACCUCGAAAAGUUAGCAGAAAGAUUCAUGGCCAAAACAAGAAGCACUAAGGAUCAUCAACAGUACAAGAAAGACCAGAACUUGUUGUCUCCAGUGAACUGCUGGUAUUUGCUCCUGAACCAAGUGAGGCGAGAAAGCAAAGACCACGCCACCUUGAGUGACAUCUAUCUGAACAAUGUGAUUAUGCGGUUCAUGCAGAUAAGUGAGGAUUCCACCAGGAUGUUUAAAAAGAGCAAAGAGAUUGCAUUCCAGCUUCAUGAGGAUUUGAUGAAGGUUCUCAAUGAGCUCUAUACGGUGAUGAAAACAUACCAUAUGUAUCACGCCGAGAGCAUCAGCGCAGAGAGCAAACUGAAAGAGGCUGAGAAACAAGAAGAAAAGCAAAUUGGCAGGUCUGGUGAUCCAGUCUUCCACAUUAGACUGGAAGAGAGACAUCAGCGGCGAAGCUCGGUGAAAAAAAUUGAAAAAAUGAAGGAAAAAAGACAAGCAAAAUAUUCGGAAAACAAGCUUAAGUCGAUUAAGGCACGGAAUGAAUAUCUCCUAACCCUUGAAGCAACCAAUGCCUCAGUUUUCAAGUAUUAUAUUCAUGAUCUUUCAGAUUUAAUUGAUUGCUGCGAUCUUGGCUACCAUGCAAGUCUAAACAGAGCCCUGCGAACCUAUCUCUCUGCGGAGUAUAACCUUGAAACCUCCAGACAUGAGGGCUUAGACAUUAUUGAGAAUGCAGUUGACAAUUUGGAGCCCAGGAGUGAUAAGCAGAGAUUCAUGGAGAUGUACCCUGCUGCGUUCUGCCCACCAAUGAAGUUUGAGUUUCAGUCUCACAUGGGUGAUGAGGUGUGCCAGGUCAGCGCCCAGCAACCAGUCCAAGCGGAGCUCAUGCUGAGGCACCAACAGCUGCAGUCCCGCCUGGCCACGCUCAAGAUCGAGAACGAGGAGGUUAAGAAAACGACCGAGGCCACCCUGCAGACAAUACAGGAUAUGGUCACUAUCGAGGACUACGAUGUUUCUGAAUGCUUCCAGCACAGCCGCUCCACAGAGUCUGUGAAGUCCACGGUCUCUGAGACCUAUCUGAGUAAGCCCAGCAUCGUCAAGAGGAGAGCCAAUCAGCAGGAGACGGAGCAGUUCUACUUCGUGAAACUCAGAGAAUAUUUGGAAGGUAGUAAUCUCAUCACAAAACUUCAAGCCAAGCAUGACUUGUUGCAGAGGACGCUUGGAGAAGGUCAUAGAGCUGAAUAUAUGACUACAAGGCCUCCAAAUGUUCCCCCUAAGCCCCAGAAACACAGGAAGUCCAGACCCCGCUCACAGUAUAAUGCUAAGUUGUUUAAUGGGGAUUUGGAAACAUUCAUCAAGGACUCAGGACAGAUCAUCCCCCUCAUUGUGGAAAGCUGUAUUCGGUUCAUAAAUCUCUAUGGUCUUCAGCAUCAGGGGAUUUUCAGAGUGUCUGGUUCCCAGGUGGAAGUCAAUGAUAUUAAAAAUUCAUUUGAGAGAGGUGAAAACCCUUUGGCUGAUGACCAGAGUAACCGUGAUAUUAACUCAGUUGCUGGCGUUCUAAAGCUCUACUUCCGUGGGCUGGAAAACCCCCUCUUUCCUAAGGAAAGAUUUAAUGAUCUGAUUUCUUGUGUCAGAAUAGAUAAUCUCUAUGAGAGGGCGCUUCACAUCCGCAAACUGCUCCUGACCUUGCCCAGGUCGGUCCUUAUAGUGAUGAGGUACCUCUUUGCCUUCCUCAAUCAUCUUUCACAGUACAGUGAUGAAAACAUGAUGGACCCUUAUAACCUGGCCAUCUGUUUUGGCCCCACAUUGAUGCCUGUCCCAGAGAUACAGGAUCAAGUGUCCUGCCAGGCUCAUGUGAAUGAGAUUGUCAAAACCAUCAUCAUCCACCAUGAGACUAUUUUCCCAGAUGCUAAAGAGCUGGAUGGCCCUGUUUAUGAGAAAUGUAUGGCUGGAGACGAGUAUUGCGACAGCCCAUACAGUGAGCACGGUACGCUGGAGGAAGUGGAUCAGGACGCGGGUACAGAGCCGCACACCAGUGAAGACGAAUGUGAGCCAAUAGAAGCGAUAGCCAAGUUUGACUAUGUUGGGCGGUCUGCCAGAGAAUUGUCCUUCAAGAAGGGUGCUUCCCUCCUGCUGUAUCACCGCGCGUCGGAGGACUGGUGGGAAGGAAGGCACAACGGGAUUGAUGGGCUGGUACCCCACCAGUACAUAGUGGUCCAAGAUAUGGAUGAUACGUUUUCAGACACUCUGAGCCAGAAAGCCGACAGCGAGGCCAGCAGCGGGCCGGUAACUGAAGACAAGUCUUCAUCCAAGGACAUGAACUCCCCUACAGACCGACAUCCUGAUGGCUAUUUAGCCAGACAAAGAAAAAGGGGAGAGCCACCCCCUCCGGCAAGGCGUCCUGGCAGGACCAGUGAUGGCCAUUGCCCCCUCCACCCCCCACAUGGUCUUUCCAACUCCUCAAUUGACCUGGGGUCCCCAAGCCUGGGCAGUCAUCCCCGGGGCCUGCUGCAGAACCGUGGCCUCAACAACGACAGUCCUGAGCGGAGGCGUCGGCCGGGCCACGGCAGCCUGACCAACAUCAGCCGCCACGACUCCCUCAAGAAGAUUGACAGCCCCCCUAUUAGAAGGUCCACAUCGUCAGGGCAGUACUCGGGCUUCAACGACCACAAGCCGCUGGACCCAGAGACAAUCGCUCAGGAUAUCGAAGAGACGAUGAACACUGCUUUGAACGAACUCCGAGAGCUGGAAAGACAGAGUACGGCAAAGCAUGCCCCCGACGUGGUGCUGGAUACCUUAGAGCAAGUGAAGAACUCUCCCACCCCCGCCGCCUCCACUGAAUCGCUCAGCCCUUUGCACAGCGUCGCCCUCAGGAGCUCAGAGCCUCAGAUUCGUCGGAGCACUAGCUCCUCCAGUGACACGCUGAGUACUUUCAAGCCUGCGGUGGCACCCAGAAUGGGCGUGCAGCUGAAGCCCCCAGCCCUGCGGCCGAAACCUGCUGUCCUUCCAAAAACAAACCCGACCGUGGGACCCGCCCCGCCUUCCCAAGGUCCAGCAGACAAGUCCUGCACAAUGUAA
Rangifer tarandus platyrhynchus (Svalbard reindeer) is the source of this 3258-nucleotide messenger RNA. The record is from the annotation of a GenBank genome assembly. NCBI's taxonomy places the organism in Eukaryota, Metazoa, Chordata, Mammalia, Artiodactyla, Cervidae.